Molecule: messenger RNA, 793 nt
Organism: Dryobates pubescens (Downy woodpecker)
Lineage: Eukaryota; Metazoa; Chordata; Aves; Piciformes; Picidae
Gene: MSRB2
Product: methionine sulfoxide reductase B2
Exons: 4
Coding region: 3-626 (207 amino acids)
Biological process (GO): protein repair; response to oxidative stress
Cellular component (GO): cytoplasm
Molecular function (GO): peptide-methionine (R)-S-oxide reductase activity
Source: RefSeq, a predicted model, not a curated record
CUAUGCAGCACACAGAAGAGAGAGCAGAUGCAAAGUCCUGCACUCACCCCAGCUCUUAUAUCCCAGAACUGUCCUCCUGUGCUCUGUCAGUACCUGCAGAAACAGGGAGAACUGAGGUGAUGAUGGAAAGCUUCAACAGAGCCUAUGUUAAAAUAACACACACAAUCUUUCUACAUCUCCUUGGAGGCAGGGGCUCUCUGACUAAACAACCUGAAGCAACUGCUGCUACAGACUGGGGGAAAAAACUGACUCCAGAGCAAUUCUAUGUUACAAGAGAGAAAGGAACCGAGCCGCCCUUCAGUGGGAUCUACCUGAAUAACACAGAGCCAGGAUUAUACUGCUGCGUGUGCUGCAAUGCCCCACUCUUCAGCUCAGCAAAGAAGUACAACUCUGGGACUGGAUGGCCUUCAUUCUCUGAGGCUUAUGGUGCUUGUGGCAGAGAUGAGAGCAACACCAACGUCGUGAGACGAACGGAUAACUCGUUGGGAUCAGCCAGAACCGAAGUCAUCUGCAAACAGUGUGAUGCCCACCUAGGCCACGUGUUUGAUGAUGGUCCUGCACCUUCUGGCCAGAGGUUCUGUAUCAACAGCGUUGCGUUAAACUUCAAACCAGGCUCUGCUCAGUGAGAAGUGGAUCUCUGUGGCUUAGAGAACAUCCUUGCACUGCUUGUACAAGAAGGUUGUGAAAAACUUGCAUGCUUUUAAUAUGGAACUCCAAUUCUGGUAGUUGAGUACUAUGUCCAGUUCUGAGCUGCUCAAUUUAAGGACACUGAGACACUUGAAGGUGUCCAGAG